Molecule: messenger RNA, 1208 nt
Organism: Phalaenopsis equestris
Lineage: Eukaryota; Viridiplantae; Streptophyta; Magnoliopsida; Asparagales; Orchidaceae
Exons: 6
Coding region: 181-1098 (305 amino acids)
Biological process (GO): deoxyribonucleotide catabolic process
Molecular function (GO): 5'-nucleotidase activity
Source: RefSeq, a predicted model, not a curated record
AUCUCAAAUUCCCGGGUUCAGGGAACUUUACCCGCCCCCCCCAAAAAAAAAAGUUUUUUUUUCCCUUUAAAAUGACGAAAGUUCUCUGUUUUCAUUUUGGCGAAAAACUUGAAAUUGUUUAUUUGAAUUCUCUCGGUUAAAAGGGGAGCCAUCAAAUUGAUCUCCAAUCUUUGAAGCUUCAUGGCUUUUAGUAAGAUUCAAGUCUCCGCCGUUUUCAGCUACCCUUAUGGUUCCAGAAUCCACCAUGCCCGCAGUAAGUUUCAGCACAUCGGCUUCCUUGAAUAUCCCACUUCUUCUCCACCUAGUUCUCGAAAUUCUUCGAGAUUGAGAAGGAGCUUGAAUCGAUUUCAUGCCGUUGCUCCGCCGAGUGAUCAGAUCUCUUGCGGUUCCAGUUUACUUCUUGACGAGGAGGUUGGUGUGAAUUUACUGAAUGGAUUUGGGGAGCUUCCCUGCUUUCCUCAUAAACAGAAAUAUGAGAAAAUGGUUGUUGCAGUCGACAUUGAUGAAGUCCUCGGAAGCUUCCUGUCUCCGUUGAACAAGUUUAUUACAGAUCACUAUGGACUGGAUCAUGAUGUUUCAGAAUAUCAUGUGUACGAGUUCUUUAGGAUUUGGAAUUGUUCUCGAGCAGAAGCUGAUAUGAGAGUCCAUGAGUUCUACAAUUCUCCCUAUUUCAGAUUUGGAAUUGAUCCCAUUCCCGGCUCGCAAAAAGUUCUUCGAAAUCUUUCAGCAUUCUGCAGUCUAUCCAUUGUUACAUCUCGGCAAAAUGUGAUCAAAGAGAAGACAUUUGAUUGGAUUGAGAAGCAUUAUGCAGGCAUUUUUAAGGAGAUCCAAUUCGGAAAUCAUUUUGCUUUAAAUGGGAAAUCAAGACCAAAAUCCGAUAUUUGCAGAUCUGUUGGUGCUGAAGUACUGAUUGAUGAUAAUCCAAAAUAUGCUUUUGAAUGUGCUGAGGCUGGCAUCAAGGUUCUCCUCUUUGACUACCAUAACACGUAUCCAUGGUGCAAGCAUGUCCAUGCAGAUUCUCACAGCCUCAUUACUAAGGUUUAUAGCUGGGAAGAGGUGGAACAAUAUUUGAUUUCAUGGGUGGCUGUAUGGAAAUGAUUUUAUAUUCAUUUUAUGCUUUGGAAUUUUAGAUACUGUAAAAUGUUAAUAUUUGCACUUCUAAUCAUGAUGCUUCGGUUGAGUUGGAUUCUGAAAACUUUUAUGGCUUU